AUGGACGGGGAAGAUAUCGAUCUGUAUGAACUCCUCGGAGUGGAAAAGUCGGCCAAUCCAAAUGAGAUCAAGAAGGCAUAUCGCAAGUUGGCGCUGCAACACCACCCCGACAAGGUGCCCGAGGAGAUGCGAGCCGAGUCCGAGGCCAAAUUCAAGGCGGUGACACAAGCCUACGAGAUCCUUCGCGACGAGGAGAAGCGCCAGCUCUACGAUGCGCACGGCAUGGCAGCCUUCGACCCCUCCAGAGGCGGCCCCGGAGGGCCGGGCGGCGUGGAUCUCAAUGAUAUGCUUGCACAUAUGUUCGGUAUGAACAUGGGCGGCGUGCCCGGUAUGGGCGGCAUGCCUGGGCGGCCCCGGCGCAGCCCCGACGAGGAGCAGCAAUACAAGGUAACGCUCGAAGAACUCUACAAGGGGAAGACGGUCAAGUUCGCCGCCGAGAAGAAGGUCAUCUGCGGCCAGUGCAACGGCAGCGGCGCGAAGGAUAAGGUCAAGCCCAACAAGUGCGACCGCUGCAGAGGUGCGGGUCUUCAGGAGGCCUACCGCCAGAUCGGCCCCGGGCUGGUGCGCAAGGAGGUCAUCUCUUGCGACCACUGCCAGGGCUCGGGCAUGUACUACAAGGAGAAGGACCGCUGCAAGAAGUGCAAGGGCAAGCGUACCGUCACCGAGAGCAAGGCGCUCGAGCUGUACAUUCCCCGCGGCUCCAUGCAGGGCGAGAGGAUCACGCUGGAGGGCGAGGCAGACCAGAUGCCUGACCAAACCCCCGGUGAUCUCAUCUUUGUCCUGGUCGAGGAACCCCACGAUGUCUUCCACCGCAUCGGCCACGAUCUCUCGGCCGACGUGACCAUCUCCCUCUCCGAGGCCCUGGGUGGCUUCUCGCGCGUCGUCCUCAAACACCUCGACGGGAGAGGCAUCCACAUUAACCACCCCCGAGGCAAGAUUGUCCGCCCAGGUGACGUGUUAAAGGUACACGGCGAGGGUAUGCCCAUGAAGCGGGGCGAUACCAAGGGCGACUUGUAUCUUGUCAUCAAGAUCGAGUUCCCUGACAACGGCUGGCUGGAGAAGGAUGGAGAUUACGCGUCUCUGCAAAAACUUCUGCCUCCUCCACCACCGCCCAUUGCCGCCGAAGAGGUCGACGAUGUGGAGUACGAGGAGGGUGCCGAUAUUGAUGAGAUGGGCGCCCACCAAGGCGAUCCGAGAUACGGUAACGAGUGGGAGGACGACGAGGAGGAAGAAGGCGAGGGCCCUCAGUGUGCCACACAGAUGGUUUCCGCAAAGAAGCAUGUGCCUAUCGUGAAGAAGCGCACGAAGCGCUUUAUGCGCCACCAGAGCGAUCGCUUCAAGUGCCUGGACGCAUCAUGGCGCAAGCCCAAGGGUAUCGACAACAGGGUCCGGAGACGCUUCAAGGGAACCCUGGCUAUGCCCUCGAUCGGUUAUGGCUCUAACAAGAAGACCCGCCACAUGAUGCCCUCCGGCCACAAGGCCUUUGUCGUCAGCAACGUUCGGGACGUCGACCUCCUGUUGAUGCACAACAAGACCUUUGCCGCAGAGAUUGCCCACAACGUUUCGUCCAGAAAGCGGAUCGACAUCAUCGCCAGAGCGAAGCAAUUAAGCGUCAAGGUUACCAACCCCAAGGCGAAGGUCACCACGGAGGUCUAA
Molecule: messenger RNA, 1656 nt
Organism: Lasiosphaeria miniovina
Lineage: Eukaryota; Fungi; Ascomycota; Sordariomycetes; Sordariales; Lasiosphaeriaceae
Product: putative DnaJ protein like protein xdj1
Exons: 9
Coding region: 1-1656 (551 amino acids)
Biological process (GO): translation; response to heat; protein refolding
Cellular component (GO): ribosome; cytoplasm; nucleus
Molecular function (GO): structural constituent of ribosome; Hsp70 protein binding; ATP binding
Source: RefSeq, a predicted model, not a curated record